UCUAAGCAGGUGACAGUCAAUGUCAAAUUCGUUCAACCAAAAGUUUUCAGUACUUCUAUAGACAACAAGAAAAUUCACGUAAUACUGGUAUUUCUCGCUUGAUGUUUGAUUAAUAUCCUCUUAAUUUUGAUUAGCUGUUUUGAAAACAUUUCAUCCUUCUUUUGUUUGUGUCGUUCUUUUCUCUACAAACCUUUCUUUUGGAUUUACACAUUUUGACAUUCUUUUUCUUAUUUUAUUUUCAUUCGUUUUUCUUUUGUUUUUUGAGCUUAAAACGGUUCGUUGUUGUUUAUGAUUUAGGUAUUUCAUCAAUUUCUUUCUCACAAGAAAAAUAAUUUUGUUUUUUUGGAUGUUUCCUGAAAAUUCCCAUGAGGAUGGUGCGUCUUCAAAUCAUAGAAAAAGCGCUUUCUGGAAAAGGCUGAGUCAAGACUCGGCGUACGAAAAACCGAGGAGAUCAAGACAUGUGCAAAGCUACUCAAUAUCUGAUUUUCCUAGCGAAUUACAACCUACAAGAGCUGCUCCUGAACCUCCUAAAGGUAAAUUUACUCAAUAUGCGCGUCGAUUCAGCAGUCAUAUAAAAAGCCUUUUUUCCAAAAAGGCUUCUUCCCCUUCUGGAACUUCGAACCCAUCUUAUAAUACUUUCUUCCAUAACCAUCAUCAUCAUCAUCGGCUUCCUGUACAGACAGACAUUGUACCAUCGCCAAGAGAAAUGGAUUGGAACUAUGAAGUCAAAGUACCAAAUAAAACGACUCUCAGCCCCAGGAGAACGUAUGUAAGAGGUCACUCUAAUGGAAAAAAGUCCUCUUAUCUUGGCCGUUCUCGUUCCUUGAAUUUGCGACCUGAAUCUACUUCUAUCUCUUUCCCGCUUCAUCUGUACAAAAGCGACACAGCAGGAAGUAAUCCAAGAACGGCUUUUCCUGCUCGUACUUCUUCAAGUUCUACUUACUCCUCAUUGCCGAGAGUAUCCGGUGAUAACGAGUCGUUGAAGCUUGCUCCUAUUGAAUCUUUGAAUGCAACGGCAAAUCGAAAGACAGAGGGCUAUGUAUCUAUUUUAAAUCGAAGAAGCGUGCCUAAUCCCCCAUCGUCCUUGAACUUUGGAGAAUGGGAUACAACUCCCCUUACUAAUAUUCAGGAAAAAUCUACUGAUUAAAAGCUCUGCCUAAAGACAGCCUGGCUGCUUGAUUGGAAAUGGAUAAGUACAAUGGAACUGAUCUUCAUAUUCAUCCUUAGACGUGUUUUAUAAUGAUUUGUUCAUAUAAUCCAAUACCGCUUAUCGAUUUGUAAUAAAAGGAAUUGGCAGGUAAGUGUUUACCGAAGAAAAACUAUUAGUGACAGUUCUCCCUGUUUGAUAGUUAUCGGUUUCGGGCCUAAUGCUAGCCUGGUAUUCACAUCGAUCGAGUUUCUUGUGUACGAGCUAAACCCAUGGAAAACUAUUUGGUAUCAUUGACGAUGUUUAUAUACUACAGGAAAAGGGUUUCCUAUCAUCAAAAUUUAAAAGUAAGCAAGCUUUUAGGAACGAGAUGAUAUAUCUAAAAAACAUAGGAAGAGCAAACGUUUAAUUCUAUUUUAAGAGUCUUCUUCAUUAGAAUUGUCUUUUUGCCCUUUUUUGGAUACCUGGUAACCUCGUUGUGCGUUCACCGAGUCGAUAAUUGUUGCUAUUUCAUUACGAGAUUAAUAAGAAGUUGAGGCGUAAUUAUAACUUCAUUCGAAACUGUAUAAUUACUUACAAAGGAGGGAGCAUGAAAGCGGCUGAUCGCGCAUUCAUGAUCGGGAAUGAGUUAAAGUGUGAUUACUGAUGAAGUCAGCAAAAUGUUGAUAUAAGGCUAUAAGUUUUUGGAUGUGUUGCUAUCGACGUGGAUUUCAAUUGUGAUCUUAUUGUCCAAUUUAAAAACUGAAUAACUAAAAAUCGAAUUCUUGAUUUCUAAAAAAAUGUCAAUACUUCUUCUUCAAGACACCUGGUUUUUAAUUCACAAUUUCGAACUUGUCUUUUGUACUAGUUGGAAGCCAUCCCUUUUUCAGAUUGCUAUUUUUUAUUGUCAUGUGGUGAGGGUGUGUCGACCUUGGAAUGACUCUGAUGAAACCAUCGGAAUGUACAUAAUGGUUUUUACAAACAGCCAUUUUUUUAUUUACCAACGAAUCUUUCUUAAUCUUCAUUAAUUUUCGGCGGUUUUGUUAAUGGUUUAUGCCUAUUCAUUGCAGCAAACAAAAGUAAUUUUACACCUAAUUUUGCAAUGUGCAGCAUCAAUCAUUUAAUUUUCUUUUUAUACCCUUUUCUAGAUAGCCAUUUUUGUUAACUAUAAUUCAUUUAUUAACGCUCAUA
Schizosaccharomyces cryophilus OY26 is the source of this 2317-nucleotide messenger RNA. RefSeq lists its product as uncharacterized. The transcript has a single exon. The record is from RefSeq and is a predicted model, not a curated record. The coding region runs from base 347 to 1147 and encodes 266 amino acids. Lineage: Eukaryota; Fungi; Ascomycota; Schizosaccharomycetes; Schizosaccharomycetales; Schizosaccharomycetaceae.